AUGUUAUAUAAUGUCUUCGAGCCUAUGAUGCGGUUUGAGUCAAAGGUUGCUGCAGUUUCGAAAAGCCAUGAUGUAAUAGUAUUCGAGUUGAUCAAAGGAACUUUCGAAUUCCAUCCCCGUGGAACCGAAACGUUAUUCCGCGGCUUGGAAUACGUUCAGCUGGGUCUGGAUACCCGCCGUGAACCCAGAUGGAAACCAGGAACGAUUUCGGAGAGGAAAGGUAGCUUCUACAUUGGGACUUCACAUGAGCAGGCGGGGGAUUCCGGAUCCGGAAUCUUUGAUUAG
Molecule: messenger RNA, 285 nt
Organism: Auanema sp. JU1783
Lineage: Eukaryota; Metazoa; Nematoda; Chromadorea; Rhabditida; Rhabditidae
Source: the annotation of a GenBank genome assembly